Molecule: messenger RNA, 1658 nt
Organism: Branchiostoma floridae (Florida lancelet)
Lineage: Eukaryota; Metazoa; Chordata; Leptocardii; Amphioxiformes; Branchiostomatidae
Exons: 7
Coding region: 281-1558 (425 amino acids)
Source: RefSeq, a predicted model, not a curated record
CAUUCUAUUCAGGCUCAAAUCAUGCAUGAGACGAACCAAUCAUUCACGCCUUCAAAGAAGACGGCGAUGGGGGGACAACGAGUCGUGUUCAACACCGCCGUGGUGGAUGAUGGGAUCUCUUUGAUCUCUCAGACCUCUGCUCGCUCUCUUCCACUUGAUUAUAACAGACAGUUCAAACCACUGGAAAACACAACUUGCCGUACUAAAGAGUAGUGGUUAUCUGUUGGUUCGAGUCGAGUGAAAUUGUGUUAAACUCUCCUUAAUCACGUAGAACAACAACAUGGUUUGUAGGGUAACCAUCUUGUGUUUGAGGAUGGUGGUCCAGGUCUACAUGGUGACAGCACAGAUGCAAGACGGGGAAAAGAUUCCUUAUCGUUGUUUUGGACAAGCAGGCAGCUUUGGAUGGUCCGGGGAUUGCGCUUGUAGCACCAUGUUGCCAUGGGCAAUGGACAAUAGCAUCCCGCAAACCAACCAACAACUAGUGGACGAGAUGCAGAACAUCAAGGCAAGACUAGACCAGCUCGAGGCGGUGACAGCGCAGAUCACCUCGUCAGGAAGUCAGCAAAAUACAGGACCAGCUACUGACAGCCGGUUGGACAGCCGAGUGGACAGCAGAGUGGACAGCAGAGUGGACAGCGCUGCCACAGCACGUACAGCAGUGCAGACGACACCAGCGGCGGACACGUCAUCCACCGCGGGAAGUGAUGUUGCCAUCAGUGACAGCCCACAACCAUCAGCUAUCUACACAGCCGCGCCGACUCAAGCCGUGGCGGCCGUCCCGACCCCUGGGUACUACUGGGACCUGUCAGGCAAGUGUAAUCCGCAAGGGUCGUCCCAGAAACAGUGUAACAAGUCCUGUCGGUCCAAGAUGGUGUAUGCUAACACCGGAAAUAGAACUGGCGUCGCUUCCGGGAGUCUGUACCUUGUUGCUAACGACAGAAGUGGGGCCAGUUCAACUUCUAACCUGCAGCCAUGCGCCAUUAAGACCGAUAGGAAGCGGAAGGAUUUCAUCGACUUCGGCAGUUUCCGUGGCAGCUGCCCCGCUCAGCCCGAGCUGUGCCGAGAUGGCCUCACGCUGGCGGUGUGGAUGAAGAUGCAGAGGAAAGACAACACAUACGGUGACGGACAGAACCCGGAUCUGUACUUCAUCAGUACGGGCGGACAGACCAGGUCCAGUCGGGGCUUCUCCGUGUCGGCGGAGUGGAUCUCCAUGCCGUCUGUAGCCUACAGGUUCGCCCUUUGCACAACUAUCCGGGAUUUUGACGGUGUGUGGUUCCAGUGCACCCAUGAUGUCCCCGACGGUACCUGGUUUCACUUUGUGUUCACCUGGAACAAGCAGACAAUGCUCAAAGUUUACAUUGGAGGGAAUCUGAGUGGACAAACUAAAGGCCUUCUUUCCGGUGGAUCUGGUAAACUGUGGUACAGCAACCUGACACUGGGGAGGCCAAACAACUUACGGAACAGCCACCACGCCUCUGCAGCUUACAGCAACUUGAAGAUUUUUGAGCGAGAACUCAGUGCUGUGGAGGUGUCCGCUUUGUACAAUAGCGAACGAUGAAGUAAAGGCACAUGUCGCAAGGUGGCGCUUUAUAUAAACGCUGACCACCAAGGUCAAUACAUGAGUAAACAAUCGUUAUUCUACUCUACGUAAAUACAGU